This is a messenger RNA of Peniophora sp. CBMAI 1063, 1965 nucleotides long. The record is from the annotation of a GenBank genome assembly. Lineage: Eukaryota; Fungi; Basidiomycota; Agaricomycetes; Russulales; Peniophoraceae.
AUGUCCCCUAUAACCUACAAUGUGUUUGGCGACAUCACCACUAUACUCUUGUCCGUGCGUGGCCUUGGCGUGACGCUGGAAGAUGCGCGCGGCGUCGCCAAAGAAUAUAAGCAAGUUGCUCGGGUACUCUCAACCCUGGAAGCAGUUAUAGGUGAAGUUCACGCACUAGCCCAAGCCUCGUCGGACAAGUCUUUGGAACAAGCCGUCGUCGAGGAGGUCGAACGAUGUUGCAUGGUCAUCGAUAAUACGUUUAACAGCUUUCGCGCCUUCGAGAGGCUCGAGGAUGUCUGCGCGCUCUCGCCGACCCGCCAUACGACGCAAGGUCUUUUCAAGAAGCACCGGUGGCGCUUUCUGCGUGCUUCCGAUGCUUCCCGGAACGCAAAGAGCUUCAACGAGAGUCUUCAACGGUUCAACAAGCUCCUCUCCAUACUCUCGCAUCAAGCGACCCCUCACCAGAUGAAUGAUCAGCGGUGUCCUUUGAAGCUUGCACCAGGUCAGCGCCCUGGAGCCCACAAGUCCGCUGACAAUAUCGCGGGUCUUUCACUCUCCGCUUCCGAGGAGGCUUCAUCGUCAUCCCCCACGCAGGUCAUGGGACAAAUCCUUUCCCGCCCAUUCUUUGCCGUACCUCAUGCUCGGCGAGCCACGUCUCGUGGUCAACGUAUCACCGACAUGAUCUUCGACUCGCUCGCGCCUAACAAGUCCAAAGAUCGACGACGUCGAUUCUUGUCUUCACUUUCCCCAUUCCUUGUCGCAGGUGCCGCUUACGUGGUUUUCGAGAACGUGGGAUACAACGGGCGAAUCACGGCUCUUUGGAUCGCCAUCUGUGCGCUUGUCGUGCAGAUUAUCUGGCUUCAGUCAAGAAUGCCGAUGCACACGGGCUCUGCUCACGACAAUAGCAUCAUUAUUAUUGGAUUGCUCGGAGAAGAUAUCGUAGUACCCUAUCAAUUUUGUAGAUCUUUCGAGACGCUACAUCAGUUCCUGGGACAAUUUUACUCGGAGACUCCUCCACUAACGUCAAUGGACUUCGUGAACACGAGGCUCUAUGAGUUGUACAUCGCCGGCACCUCGGAUCCUAUCGCCUCCGAUACCUGUUUCAUUCACGUACGGCCUGGUGUCUGCCUAGAGAUGGUCUUGUUGCUGGUUUCCGAAACAGAAGAGAACAAACUACCGGCUUGUCCCUGGUGCGACGUUCAGUACGAGUCUGUGGAGAAGUCCAGUGCGAUGACCUGUGCUGGAUGUUAUAGAGACCUCAUACAGACACGCAAAGACAUAGCAAUCGCCAGAUGGACUGGGAUCUUUACAGUGGCUGAUAUCGUGUCAAGAUGCCAGGACACAGAUUUCAAUGUGGCCCUCUCCCAGAUGGAUACGCCAGUCACCGACAUGACAACCAUGGCACAACUUGGUACUUUCGUCGAUAUUGUCGACCCUUCAUUCCGGCGUCGAUGCCAUCGUAUUCAUGCCGUCAACAUCUUUUGGCACCGAAGUUAUACACCCGAGGACGUUCGAUCGGUGUCGCAAUGGGUGGCGGAGACUUUGCUCGCCAAGCAGGCUACGUUUACGAAGUCAAACCUCGGCUAUGAACUGAAAAGGUCGUACAUCAGGUCUAUCAAUAAGAUUGACGCUUCCCGUUCCCUCUAUAAAGAAGAUCUAUCUCUCGACAAGCGCAUCUACGAUGCCGUCCUGGAGGAGAUUGCACCCAGUGCGACCACAAGUGUUAACCCUGACGGGCCGGCGCUCAGCAAGCCGAUGACUGUUGUGGAACACAGAUUGCUUGCAGAGAUGGUCUCUACUCUGAACGCUUUCAUCGACGACCCGUCAGAAAAGAACCUUCACCGGUGGGAGGACGUGGUCAAGGAUGACCCGGACGCUCACGCGUCCUUCGAUAUGCGAAAGGAGUAUGAGGCACUCCUAGAUGAGCAUCGGUCUAUUAGCAGGAGCCUCUGUAGUGCAUUUGGCUUCACAUGA